UCGUAAUUUCUCGCGGCUUGCGCGAUUUGACGCGAUGUUAUUUCGAUGGAAAAAAUCUGAUGACUACCGAAUAGAUUAUGGUUUCGAAUUCUUACCAUGUGACUGUCAUGUGAUUUGGAUUGACUCAAAAAAGAAGAUGUUGUUCAGAGCAGUUCUACUUUCGGUUCCUUUGUUGUGUUUUGUUGUAUCACCAUCAACAUCAACUUUGGUUGAUGAUUAUAUGGUAAAGUUUGGAGGAAAUGGUGGAAUAUCGUGUGCAACAUGUUCUGUGAUUGUGAGUUUGACGGAACAGCUGUCAGUGAUACACAAUGAGACUAUCCUACAUUCCCUGGAGCGUCUGUGUAACUACCUCCCAGACAAAUACAGACAGCAAUGUCAGAUAUUCGCUGAUUUCUUUGGAAGUAUUCUAAUCAAUAGAUUUACAAAGGAAGAUAGCCCGGACACAUUUUGCCAUAAGAUUGGAUUCUGUUACUCAGAUACAGGAAAACAAGAAUGCCACAUCUUUCCUAAACCAAAGUCUAGGAGUCCACGAAGUGUUCAUUCAGGAAUUGUCAAAGAAGUUUUAACUUAUGAAAUGAAACAAACUCCUUACAAGAUAAAACCAGUUCCCAAGAUAUGUGAUUUACCAGGAAUAAAAGCUAUUUGUAAUUGGAUAGCCAUGAUAUUUGAGAAACAUGAUCCUGCUGUUGACCUGGACGAUGAUAGAUUCAGUACAUAUGCAACACUGCGUGGAAGCUCCUGGAGGGGAAAAGACUGUGAUGAUUCUCGCAAGGACAUUCACCCAGGAAGUCGGCCGAUUCAGUCGGACAAGGACAGAGACAGUAAUUGUAACGGUAUCCUGGGAGUUGAUCCUGUCAGUGGCCAAACAUACGAGGACCUGUACUGUAAAGAAAGCCAAGCCAGAGGUGUGAUCGUCCUUGGAGACUCCCUAAGUGCCCACUUCCACAUUCCUAGGGAGUGGCUUAACACCACGGAAAUAUCAGCAGCAGCUUUUGAGCCUUUACCUUUCAUCCUCGAGAAUGAAUUUGAUUGGCCAGAAUUAUCAUCCAUCACAGGUUACAAAAACACCACCUUCACUAAUGUGAUUCAUGGCCCAAUGAACUCUGUCUACAACUAUUUAUGGCAAAGGAACCGCUGCAACCACAGGGAUUACCAAAACCUGAGUGUUAAUGGUGCCAGGUCAAGUGCAAUGGCUGACACAAUUCAGAAAAGCCUGUUUCGUAACCAGACAACAGACAAGCCUGUCACCGUUUUCUACGCCUUAAUUGGAAAUGAUGUUUGCAACACUCAUCCAGACACCUUUGCUCACAUGACAACACCAGAACAGAUGAGGAACAACUCCAUGAGAACUUUAGAAUUUUUGGGGAAAACCCUGCCUGCUGGGAGCCAUGUUUUCCUCGUAGGAUUGGUAGAUGGAAGGGUUCUGUUUGACAGUCUCAAGGAUAGAAUUCAUCCGAUUGGUUCCCUCCGGAAUGAUGUCACUUACUCCGACUUCUACAAUUACUUCAACUGCUUAGAGAUAUCUCCAUGUGUUGGAUGGCUGAAUACCAAUGAAACAAUUAGAAAUAUGACCACACAGAGAGCUGAGCAACUGAGUAAUGUCCUGAAGCAGGUGGCAGAGACAGAGGCAAAUAAGUACCACAACUUUAAACUGAACUACAUGGAAAACCCUAUUUUUCAAGCUAUUAAACAGUUUGAGAAACUUGGAUAUCAUAUUUGGGACGCACUAGAACCUGUGGAUGGUUUUCAUUCAAAUCAGCUUGGUCAAGCAUUCUCAGCACAAGUGAUGUGGCAGAACUUGGAGACUAAGUAUCCAGAUGCCAUUGGUCCCAUCAACCCGUUCAACAAGAAGAUCCAGACUAUUUUUGGGGACCAAGGAGGCUACUGAGCAUGUGCAAUAUGACAUGAUUUGAGACUAUGGCAUACAUUCUGUUUAUAAAGGAGCUUUAUUUUUACCUAUAGCCAAAACUAUCUGAUAUCAAUUAGCUUUCAACCAAUACUUGCCUUACCAUAAAUCUUAACUGAUUCAAACUGUGAUAAUCAUAUGUUCCGAGAUUUCUCUCCAAAACCGACAGUAUUAUGUACAAUGUAUAAUUCGUUAAAAUUGAACAAGAUGUUGUGUAAUAUAGAUAAAUUUUGACAGAAAAUGGACCUUACAAUCUUUAGUACGGGUAUAAUGUUUAAUAUCAUGUAUUUAUAUAUAUCAGCCAUCAAAAAGUGACAGUAUUAUUUUAUCAAGAGAUGGUGGGCUUUUCAAAUCGCCUUGAAUCCGUGGUCUGUCAACCUUUAGGCAUCCGCCUGGCCUCUAUCAAUCAUCCGUCAUUCGUCCCUCCAUGCAUAAACGAUCUUUGUUAUCGCCAUUUCUUGAAAAGUACAGGCCUGGAGGGAUAUUCCUCAAACUUCAUAUCUAGGUUCCUCUUAGUCCCUAGUUGUGACAUUUGAAUUUAGAUUUUUGAUCAGAAAAACAAAAUGGCAGACAGAAGGCCAUCUUAGAUUUUGAGAUUUGAAGUUACCUCUAUUUUUCAAAAAGUGACAUGGUGACCGGGCCAGAGAAAACUCG
Molecule: messenger RNA, 2560 nt
Organism: Pecten maximus
Lineage: Eukaryota; Metazoa; Mollusca; Bivalvia; Pectinida; Pectinidae
Product: acyloxyacyl hydrolase-like
Exons: 19
Coding region: 35-1888 (617 amino acids)
Biological process (GO): lipopolysaccharide catabolic process; negative regulation of inflammatory response
Molecular function (GO): calcium ion binding; acyloxyacyl hydrolase activity
Source: RefSeq, a predicted model, not a curated record